Messenger RNA from Boeremia exigua, 1290 nucleotides. RefSeq names its product Golgi transport complex subunit 5-domain-containing protein. Gene Ontology annotation, biological process: intra-Golgi vesicle-mediated transport. The record is from RefSeq and is a predicted model, not a curated record. Gene Ontology annotation, cellular component: COG complex. The transcript has 2 exons. Bases 1 to 1290 code for a protein of 429 amino acids. Lineage: Eukaryota; Fungi; Ascomycota; Dothideomycetes; Pleosporales; Didymellaceae.
AUGUCGACCGCCGACGAGCCCUCCUACAUAGACUACGAGGCAUUCCUCGACCCCGACUUCUCCGCGACCGCGUUCGCAAACACGCUCGUGCUCGCCACAAACAACCCCUCGGACACGCCGCUCGACCUGUCCACGCCGCUGUCCCGCGUGCUCUUCGACGUCCAGGAAGUCGACACCCACAUCGACACGCUCACGACCAAGUCGGCGCUGCCGCUGCUCGAGCACACGCGCGACCAUGCAGAGGCGAGCGGGCGCAUCCUGGCGGCGGUCGAGGGCCAGGUUGCGAGUCUGACGGAGAGCUACAAGACGCUGGAGAAGGAAGUGGUCGAGCGGUACGAGGUCGCUGAGCAGGUGCGGCUGACGGCGGAGCGGCUCGUGGAGACGGUGCGGUUGGGGCGCGCGGUGGCGCGGUGUCUGAUGCUGGGGCGCCAGCUGGAGGUGCGCAUGGCGGAGGUCGGGGGCGUGGGCGGCGCGAAGAAGGAGGAUCACAGGGCGAUGGUGAGGAGUGCGGAUUCGAUUCUGGCGCUGCGCCAGAUCUUCACGAAUACCAAGCCGGGGCAGGAGGGCGAGGGGCUGGACAGGGUCAAUGUGGUGAAUACGCUGAAGAACGAGCUGGUGGUGCCCGGGGAGCGGAGUAUUGCGUCGAGGGCACAGCAGGUAGUCAAGGAGUUUAGCAUGUCGAGUUUGCUGGCUGCGGGACAGACGUCGGCGAGCACGUUUGCACAGACGGAAGACACGAAGAGCAGGACGACGUCGGCACUACAGACGCUGUACCUGCUGUCUCCAACCAACGCAAAGACGAUCGAGGGCUUCGAGCCAACGCUCAUGCUCAGCGUGCUCCAGGAAUAUCUCCAGACGAGCCUCAAGAGCUCGGUGGCUUCGCUCGCUCGAGCGCUCGCGCAACUACCCCUCCUAGACCGCGCGCUCCUCGAGAUCUCCGCACGCUGCCAGAACAUCGUGGCGCUGCAGUCCCUCCUGCAGUCGACCAAACCCCCCGCGCACCCCAUCUUCCUCCAGCCGCUGCUGCACGCGCUCGACACGAGCUCGCUGCCGAGCUACUUCUGGCGCAGCCUGGCGUCGAGCAUGUCGCCGCGCAUGCAGGAGAUUAUGUACAAGGGCGGGGUGUCGGCGCGGACGCUGCGCAGCAACAAGGAGCGGGUGCGCGAUGCGGUGCGCGAGUGCGUGGACCGGGGCAGCCGGGUCCCCGGCGAGAAGGCCGGGCGCAAGGGCGAGGGGUGGGAGCGCGAGGCGGCGGUGAUGGUGGGCAGCGUGGUCGGCGGCAUAAAAUAA